UUGCGGGCAGCUCAAAUUUUUGUAUAGGUGUACAUGGUAUGCAUUGUGCGUUUUUAAAGACAAUAACUGAACUAGAAUUCAAGUUUUGUGGUAACUUUUAUGAUGGAAGGUAUCGACUGGAGUUUCAAUGCACCUCAGUAUGUCGAUUUUGAAGCACCACAACCAAUUGACGACGACGCGGAUAAGUGGUUUGAUCAUGUAAGUGAAGAUGGAAAAAAUUUGGGUGAAUUAGAAUUGAAUGAAAAUGAAGAUAAAAAAGAAAAUACAAAACCAAAUCAGUCUGAAGAUAGUGAUGAAAUUAUUGAACCAUGUAAAGGAGAAAGUAAAAGACUCCCUAAUGUAUUAUUACCAUCUGAAUGGAACAAAAAGAAGACCAACAAUGCUGAAAAAACAUCUUCUAAAAUGCCACAACGUGUUCUAAAAUCAGCACCACUACGACAAUCUCCAAGGUUAAAGAAUAAGCCAAUGAAAGCCUUACCUAUGGUGUCACCUCCAGUAACUGAGAUCGGUAAACCGAAGAUGAGCAAAGGUAGUUCUAUGACUAACUUGCACUUAGGUCAAAAUCAUGUUGAAGGGAAGAAAACAUUACGUAAAGUAGAAUCUAGUACAAUGUUAAAACGAUCUUCUUCAUUGCGUUCAAAAAGACCAGGCUCUUGUGAUGGAGCACCAAGUAGAACAUUGAGAACACGUGGAUUAUCGGCUGAAAAACCCAUGCAGUUGAAGAAGCCAAUUUCUCCUGAGAGUCAACCAGCUUCCCAGAAACAAGGCAUAACAUUUCCUACGACUCCUACAUUCAUGAAGCGUAAACAUACAAGUGUUGGUGCUACAAGAGUCGUUAAAAAUUCAGAAGAACAAGCUUUAGAAAAGAUAGAAAAAUUCAGGAAAGAUUUGGCAGAGAAACGGAAGCAAUCAGAUUUAUCGUUGAAAAAAUUGAAAGCAACUGGUUGUAUUGGUGCAGUGAAAGGACCUAGUGAUGACAGUACAAAAACACAACCAAAAAGUGAUAAUAGAAUAAAAGGCUUCUUCAAUGCAGUUAAAGAAAGAAUUUCCUCUAGUUCAUCUUCAAAAGAGGAUAACAAUAAUAAACAAAUGGACAAAUUCGAGUCAAUGGCAGAACGUAUUAUAAAUUUUCAAAAUGGAACCCCAGAUAGAUUCCAUUCCAGACCAAAAGACAGAUGUAAAGGUCUGAAAAGAUUGCGUUCAAAAUCUCCCAAAACUGCAAAAUUAACGAUACCACAUACACCCAACUUUCAGAGUACCAUGCGUACCCGUACAGUUAAGGUACCUAGCAGAGAUGAAUUAGAAGAGAGAGAAAUAGAAGAGAUGCAAAAAAAUCAGUUCCAUGCACAUCCUGUUAAUCAAAAGAUAUUAGAACAUACAACAGGUCUGAAGGAAGUAGCUAAAAAACCAACAACAGAGCCUAAAGCUUUCCAUUUAAGUAGUGAUAACCGACAGAAAGACAAGGAUACAUCAAGAACAAAAGAAGAGAAAGUUGUAUUUCAAGCUAAGCCAGUUAAUCCUAAAAUAUUAGAAGGUGUUGUGGGUGUGAAACCAGCUAAAGAAAAAGCAACAACGGUUCCUCAGUCUCCAGCAUUUGCUCUGAAGAACCGAGUCCGGUUGCCUGUUGAACCAUCAGAUGAAAAGCAUAAUACGUCAAAUAAAGCCCGAUCUGUUCCACAUUAUGGCAUUCCCUUUCAACCUAAAGUAGUACGCAAAAUAACAGUCAUUGAACCAUUCAGCUUUGAUUCAAGGGAUAAAGAGAGAGAUAUUAAAAAAGAGGCUAAAAUACAACAAGUUAUGGAAGAGGAGCAGAAGGCUAGAGAGUUUCAUGCUCAACCAAUGCCAGAUUUAGAAGAACCUGUUGGUAUUCCACCUAAAAACCCUAAAGAAAUUACUGAGCCGGUACCAUUUGAAUUUGAAAUUGAUUUUAGAAGUUCCCGUAGAGCAGAAGAUACAUCUAGCUGCAGCAGUACUAGAUUUGAAGAGGAUAUGCAGGUUCCAUUCAAGGCUAAACCAGUUACAGUUAUAUAUCAGGAACCAUUUAUACCUAAAAAAUCAACAAAACCUCUGACAGAUGUAACAGAGUUUGAACUAAAUACAGAACGUAGAGCAGCUAACAGAGAAAGUUUUGAUAAUCAUAUUAAACACAAAGAAGCUGAAAUGGAAGCCUCGAAGCGACAGAGAGAACAUGAGGAAAAACUAGCAUAUGAAGUAGAAAAAGCUAAAUUACGUAGUGAAACCGUUCAUAAAGCCAAUCCUGUAAGACAUUUUGCACCUGUUCAAGUUCACCCAAGUAACAGACCAUUAACACGCCCAGAAUCACCUAUGUUUACAGAUCGAUUUAAAAUCUGAAAGUGGUUUCAUUAUGAGUAAAUAUUUUAAUUUUAUUAUUGACUGAGAAUUAAUAUAAUAUAUAAUUAUAGGGGUCACAGUCUGAUUAAAUAACACAUUCUAUUUCACUUUCUAAUAACAUGUAGUUCUUCACGUCAGUUUUUCUUGAUGAACUUUAUUUGAUCUAAGAUAUUAAACAAAAUGACUUGAUUAGAGGAAGGUCUGUCGUCAAUUCAAGUGGCCUUUGUUUGGAUUCUGUUCUUUUAUGUGACAAGGAGUAAAUUGUAUGGUCAUCUGAUGGGUAUUCACCUGUUUCUUGUUGCUCUUUUUCUAAAGUUAAAUGAAUGCCAUGUUAGUACUAAAAUGCCAAUGUUAAAUCCAUUUCCCGCUGUCAUCUUUAAACUCAGAGCUACAUGUACAAAAUUCAGAGAGAAAGCAAAAAAGAUUAGCUACAUGCAUCAUUGACCAUGUUGUUCUCCUGAAUAAUAUUUAUCGGAUUAGAGUUGAGCAAGGCCAUCUAAAUUCUGAGAAAAAAAACCCAACAAAAUUUCAAUGUGUUCUUUUAAUCAGAUUGUAGGUGUUGGUGCUUAGCCAUAUAAUUAUCUAUGAUAGCUUCAUAUUUUUAAUUGUGCUCAUAGUUUUUGUGUAUGUAAACUGAGUUUUGAAAGAAAUGAAAAUUUAGAACUCGUAUGGGACAGAACAAUUAAUGUUUAAAAGAAAGUCGACUUUAUUUUUUAAGUUUUUAUUAAAUCCUGGCUGUCUAGAUGACCUGCUCAUGUCUCUUCCAGCUGAAGUUUGAAAAUACUGCAUAAAAUUGUUUAUAUGGUACUUUUUCUGUAAAAAAUGUCAAUAUUUAGCUGACAUAAUUAGUAAGCUAUUCCAUCAACUAUACUGACAGUGUUUGAAUUUAAUUAUUGUAAAUAUUGUAAAGCCAGGAAAAUUUAAAAUCUUUUACUCUAGUUUUCUCUCUUCUAUCUUUCUCACUAUUUAAUGUAUAUGUACAUAAUAUAGAUAUUUUAAAACAUUGUCUGCAACUGCAAGGUAUUAUUAAUUGCUUGUUCAUAAAAUAAUUGGGAAUAAACAUUAUGAUGUGGUUAUAUAUUCAUUAUAUCAACAUUUAACAUAAGUAUAUUUUGUAUAUCAGAUACUUAAAAAUGCCCAGUGCUUCCAUUACUUUAUAGGAAUGUAAAUGUUUUAACUGGCAUUUAGGAAUGACACUGGAAAUAAACAGUACACAUUUCUAUGGGGUACAAUUACUGUUUGUUACUGAGUAAUGUUUCAACUAGGUUUCUCAAGUCUUUAUCAAGCCUAGUAACAAACAGUAAUUGUAAGAGUUGUGAAUCUAACCAAAUAAAAAAAACCAAAACAAAACUUGUGUUUGAAAUGUGUUUUAUAGUUUGUUAAUCUUGAAAAACAAUGUCUUGACUUUUAAAUCAACCUUUGUUACGACCUCUUUUCAUUGUAUAUAAUAUGUAAUAUAUUUAAAUGGCAUUAAUUCUCACUAUAUAUUAGAUAUUAUUAGGUGUUUAAAACAUUGAUUCAAAGACUAGUUUAAAUAGUUAAUUUACGCAAUAUACUGAUAAAUAAAUGUAGAAUUCUAUGUUGGACAAAAUAGAUGUGAAAUACAUUGAAUAUUGCACAUCGACUUUUUAAUUUUCCAGGAUGACAUUCAUGAAUCUGUGUGUUACAAUAAUAUACACUAACAGUAUAUCAUUGUCAGAGAACUAUCCAAUUCUGUCUAUGUGAUAGGUCAUUAGGACAAUGAUGUUGCUUUAAAAUGUCCACAAAGAAACAAUACACAGGACAUAAAUAUUAUAGCUUAUGUCAGUUUAGAUAAGAAAGUUCCUUGUGUCUGAUUAUUAGCAAACUAUCGGUAUUUCAAACUGGUGUUGGCUUAGAAAUAAUUUAAUUGAGACUGGUGUAAACUACAUCAGAUGUUUUAACCUGUACAAAAUAUAUAGAUAGAACCAGUUAGUUCUCAGUCAACAAAAGAGUAAAUUUUUCAAAAACUUUGUCUUAUCUUCAUAUUGGAAGGAAAUUUUGAUUUUGUUCAUUUAAAGCAUAUUUAUGUAUUAAAAUUAGAUAUCCAUGUAAUUUGACAUAUAACAUCAUCAUCAUUUUAGUUUCAUGUUUUUAUUUCAGUGCUAUUAACAUUAUAUCAUUAAUAUUAACAUCACUUUACUACUUAUAGUUGCAUGAUAUUUGACUUGUAAUAUUGUCUGCUGAAACAGUCAAGUCAGCAUUAUUUUAAUAUUGUUAUAACAGCUGAAUACAAAUAAUUAUAUUGAUAAACCUGUGUUGUCUUUUAUUGAACAUUAAAAUUGUAAAAAUAAUGCAGUUCUGUAUACCACAAGAGCAGAACAGUAGGAUGUUCUGUAUACCACUGGAUGUAUGAAUCUAUCCGUAGCCUUUUCAUAUUCCCACAUUAAAAUGUUAAUUAUUUCUGAUUAUUACUUCAUGGGUUGUCGAUGAUCAUUUGUUAGUGUCUUGUAUAAUGCUUGCAAAGAAUACUAAAGAAUAUAAUGUAUGUGACAUUACAACCUUUAAGGACUGCCAUGUUUCGUUGCAUGAUACCCCUAUCAGAAGACAGUAAAAACUUUUUGUCUUCAUUAUCCUUUAAAUUGCAUUACAAUCAAUAAGAACCAAUGGAAGUGACAUGUCAAUCUGUAUUUGAUAGCCUCCUGACUGGAUUUCA
Messenger RNA from Patella vulgata (common limpet), 5026 nucleotides. RefSeq names its product targeting protein for Xklp2 homolog. The transcript is spliced from 13 exons. Gene Ontology annotation, cellular component: spindle; microtubule. Lineage: Eukaryota; Metazoa; Mollusca; Gastropoda; Patellidae. Gene Ontology annotation, biological process: regulation of mitotic spindle organization; activation of protein kinase activity. The record is from RefSeq and is a predicted model, not a curated record. Bases 100 to 2352 code for a protein of 750 amino acids.